GUUGUUGAACUCCCCUCAUCAUCGCUGUCCCGCGGAGGGUGGCGCGCGUCGGGCAGCCGCCAUGAGCACCGAAGAGGAGAUCAUUCGCAUCGCAAAGAAGAUGGACAAGAUGGUGCAGAAGAAGAACGCGGCUGGGGCUCUUGAUUUACUCAAGGAACUUAAGAAUAUGCCCAUGACUCUGGAAUUGUUACAGUCAACAAGAAUUGGAAUGUCAGUGAAUGCAAUACGCAAGCAAAGCGCAGAUGAAGAAGUUACAUCUUUAGCAAAAUCUCUUAUUAAAUCAUGGAAGAAGUUAUUAGAUGGACCUUCAAAUGAUAAAGACUCUGAAGAGAAAAAGAAAGAUGCAGCAUCUUCAUCACAAAACAGUCCUGAAGCAAGGGAAGAAAGCAGUUGCAGUAGCAACUCAAGCAGCAAGAAAGAGGAAGCCAAUGUUCCCUCAGAAACUUUUAUUUCUUCUUUUCCUCGGGCUCCAAGCACAUCUGAUUCUGUAAGGAUGAAAUGUCGGGAAAUGUUGGCAGCAGCCCUCAAAACAGGAGAUGAUUACAUUGCCAUUGGUGCUGAUGAAGAAGAACUGGGUUCUCAGAUUGAAGAAGCUAUAUUUCAGGAGCUAAAAAACACCGACAUGAAAUACAAAAAUAGGGUACGAAGCAGGAUAGCAAACCUUAAGGAUACCAAAAAUCCUAAUCUAAGGAAAAACGUUCUAUGUGGAAAUAUACUUCCUGACAGGUUUGCUAAAAUGACAGCAGAAGAAAUGGCAAGUGAUGAACUGAAAGAGAUGAGGAAAAAUCUUACCAAAGAAGCAAUAAGAGAGCAUCAGAUGGCUAAAACAGGAGGCACCCAGACUGAUCUAUUUACUUGUGGAAAAUGUAAAAAGAAGAAUUGUACUUACACCCAGGUUCAGACCCGAAGUGCUGAUGAACCUAUGACAACAUUUGUUGUGUGUAAUGAAUGUGGAAACAGAUGGAAGUUCUGCUAGAAGAAGAAAUUAUUGAGAUCUGGACCAGUAUGAAAGAGGAUUUUAUAAUUAGCUUUAAAAAUUAGGUUGAGCAUUUAGCUUGCAGCAGAGGAUUUUUUUUUCCCUUGGGAUUUCUCCCUCUCUUUUUUUUUUUAAGCUGACAUCUCUGAAGUUAGAUUUUGGUUUGACAUGGCCAUCCCUGUAGUUAAUAGUCAGUAGAGCCAGGAUACUCAGUUGUAUGGUGUAACUUCACUUCCUCAUUUUUUAUAAGCAAGUGUACAUUAAACUUUUAUCAAUGACA
Varanus komodoensis (Komodo dragon) is the source of this 1256-nucleotide messenger RNA. RefSeq names its product transcription elongation factor A1 (gene TCEA1). Lineage: Eukaryota; Metazoa; Chordata; Lepidosauria; Squamata; Varanidae. The transcript is spliced from 10 exons. Gene Ontology annotation, cellular component: nucleus. Gene Ontology annotation, molecular function: nucleic acid binding; zinc ion binding. The record is from RefSeq and is a predicted model, not a curated record. Gene Ontology annotation, biological process: positive regulation of transcription by RNA polymerase II; transcription elongation by RNA polymerase II; DNA-templated transcription. Bases 62 to 976 code for a protein of 304 amino acids.